Molecule: messenger RNA, 7913 nt
Organism: Trematomus bernacchii (emerald rockcod)
Lineage: Eukaryota; Metazoa; Chordata; Actinopteri; Perciformes; Nototheniidae
Gene: kif26ab
Product: kinesin family member 26Ab
Exons: 16
Coding region: 1-6012 (2003 amino acids)
Biological process (GO): microtubule-based movement
Molecular function (GO): microtubule motor activity; microtubule binding; ATP binding
Source: RefSeq, a predicted model, not a curated record
AUGAGCUCAUUUGGGGGCAAAUCAGCUCCUGAUGGAAGGGACCCUAACAACCGCAUGUUCACUGUGGAGGGAUGUCCGGGUGGAGAGUCUCCGGUAACCCCCAGGAAAAGGCUUCACUCGGCGGAGGACGCGCGGUGCAGCAGCCGGCCUCCCCCCGAAGGAGCCGGCUCGGUUUCCAUCUCCGAAUCGGAGGAGAAGGGAGGCUUUUGCCAACAAUGUCAACAGAAAGUCACAGAGCUGAAGAAGCAAGCUCUAGCCCUGGCAGACCAAAAUUCACUGAAGGACCCUGGAUAUGCAUCCUUCCUGUUCGAGCAGCUCCAAAGACCCGGGAGCCAUGAAGCUGUCAGCUGUUGCCAGGUGUGCUCCACCCCUCUCCACCAACUGAAGCAGGAGGCCUUGCAGACGCUCCACGCUCCCACCCUCACCCUCAGCUCAGACAUGGCAGCGCGUCCAACUAAAUCCUUUUUACCACAGCCUGCUAGAUACACUGUGUCCUCCAGUGUCCAUGCUAAACAGCUGUCUAAAGGACAACCAGCUGCCCACUCUGUCCUGCCCUUGGGGGAGCGGCACAGGGUACCAGGCUGGUCGCAGAGCCCCUCCGUCACCUCAGGGCCGAAGACAAGUGUCCAGGUGACGGUGGCAGGAGGGCAGAUCAGUGGAUCCGUGGGCUCCGUCACCAUUCAGGCACAGCAGUACCUCGAGGGCGUGUGGAGCGUCUCCAGGGUCAACAACUACGUCCCUCAGCCUAAACCGGCUCAGGGUUUGAUGAGGGAAGCAGACAGGGAUGUCUCAGCCGCGGAGGCCUCUGAUUCCACCAUGACCACCAGCAGCAGCAGCACCUUGACUUCCUGCCGGCUGAGGAACUCCAGCCAACCGGGACUCCCAGCAACCGUCACCGGACCCUCCCCCUCUGCUUCCUCCUCUGCAGCAGCCUCCUUCUUCAUUAGGGCAGCUCAGAAGCUGAACCUGUCCUCUAAGCGGAAGAAGCACCAGCCCUCACUGCUCCACCCGCAGGAGCCCUCCAUUUACCCCACCAACUUCAGCGGCAUCCUGCAGGUCUCGCCGCCCGCUGCCCCGCCAUGCCUGCUCCGAGCCGUGUCCAAAGUGAAAGAGAACCCAGGGAUGGGAAAGGUGAAAGUGAUGAUGCGUAUCUGUCCGUCCCUGGAGACUGCAGACUCCUCAGAGUCUCAGUCCUUCUUGAAAGUGGACAGCAGGAAGAAGCAGCUCACCCUCUACGACCCUGCGUCCAGCCCACACUCCAGCUCAGGACACAGGAGAUCUGCCACUGUGGCCGUCCCAAAGAUAUUUGCCUUCGAUGCCGUUUUUACCCAGGAUGCCUCACAAGCUGAGGUGUGUUCAGGGACAGUAGCCGAGGUCAUCCAGUCUGUGGUGAACGGUGCAGACGGUUGCAUCUUCUGCUUCGGCCAAGUCAAGCUCGGCAAGACAUACACCAUGAUUGGCAAAGACAGCUCCACUCAGAGCCUAGGCAUUGUGCCCUGUGCCAUUUCCUGGCUCUUCAAGCUCAUCAAUGAGCGCAAGGAGAAGACGGGCACCCGCUUCUCCGUUCGAGUGUCUGCUGUGGAAAUCUUUGGGAAAGAUGAGGAGCUGAAGGACUUGCUGUCUGACGUGUCCAGCGGCAGCCUGCAGGAGGGCCAGUCCCCUGGCAUCAGUCUGAGAGAGGAUCCAAUCUGUGGCACUCAACUCCAGAAUCAGAGUGAGCUUCGUGCCCCGACGGCUGAGAAAGCCGCCCUCUUCCUUGAUGCGGCCAUCUCCGCACGCAGCACCAGCAGACCCAGCGUUGAGGAGGACGAGCGAAGGAACUCCCACAUGCUGUUCACUCUGCACAUUUACCAGUACCGCAUGGAGAAGAGUGGCAAGGGAGGAAUGUCAGGCGGACGGAGCAGGCUGCACCUCAUCGACCUGGGAAGCUGUGAAAAGGUCCUUAGUAAAAGCAGAGACGGAGGGGGAGGCUUGUGUCUUUCUCUCAACGCAUUAGGAAAUGUCAUCAUGGCUUUGGCAAAUGGAGCAAAACAUGUACCUUACAGGGACAGCAAACUGACAAUGCUGUUGAGGGAGUCCCUUGGCAACAUUAACUGCAGAACCACCAUGAUCGCCCACAUCUCUGAAUCCCCCGCCAACUAUGCUGACUCACUCACCACUAUCCAGCUGGCAUCCCGCAUCCACCGCAUGAGGAAGAAAAAAACAAAGUAUGCAUCCAGUUCAUCUGGAGGGGACAGUUCCUGUGAGGAGGGGAGGAUCCGCCGGCCGCCCCACCUCAGGCCGUUCCACCCUCGGACCGUGGCACUGGACCCAGACCUGCCCUCCAUGCUCAGUGACCCCGACUACUCCUCCAGUAGUGAACAGUCUUGUGAUACCGUCAUCUAUGUGGGCCCUGGUGGAUCUGCCCUCUCGGACAGGGAGCUUAGUGACAACGAAGGCCCACCUGCCUUUGUUCCAAUCAUCCCCUCCCUGAACAGAAGGAGGUGUACAAAAGAGGGCUCUAUGGACCAGUUCUUUAAAUGCAACACAUUUGCUGAGCUGCAGGAGAGGCUAGAGUGUAUAGACGGCAGUGAACAACCCACUGCCUUUGUUGGAGAGGUCAAGCGAGGCCCGGCUAGCCCCAAGACCGACAUCUCUAAGGAGAGCGAAGGUUCUGCUUCCCCAAAUACUGCAGCAAAUAGUUCUCACACUCAAGAGGGCGACUCCGAAAACCAAUCCCCUAAAUCUGGUGCCACAAAUCCGCCCUGCAGUCCCACUACAACAUCUAAACUAGACAAUGCAAUGGCGCAAUGCACACCUGCAGAAGAGGUACCUUCAGACAGUGUCCAAAAUGUGUGCAGAACAAGCGCUGAUGGUGAGAAAGCCUUUGUUUCAGAAAACAUAGUUAGCGCGAAUAAACUAACAACUGCUUCUGGGACUGACUCUGAGCCUGUGGUGAGAGAGAAGGUGUACUUCAACAAAAAAGCUUUGCCCAAGCCCGCCCCACCACCAUCACAGCAGAGAGACCCCAGCAAGGAAAACACUGGCACUGUGGGAAGAUCCAGCACCAGAAUGCCUCCUGUAGGAAUGAGCCACCAGGCUGUAAAAAGGCGGGAUCCUUACACUUCCUCUCUGCUCAGAUCUCCUGUGGAAGUGUGCCAGGUGCGCUCUACCUUUAGGGAAAGAUGUCUAGAUCGGGACAUCCUGAGAGCCACUGUGACCUUGCAGCAGCCUGUGGAGCUGAAUGGAGAGGAUGAGCUGGUGUUCACCGUGGUGGAGGAACUGUCAAUAGGUAGUCUUGUAGAUAGAGAUCGGCCAUCCAGCAUUAUCAGCUUUAACAGUGACUGCUCCCUUCAGGCCCUAGCUUCUGGUUCACGACCUGUCAGCAUCAUCAGCAGCAUCAAUGAUGAAUUUGACGCCUACACAUCGUCCAUGGGAGGAUCAGAGGUGAACAUUGCAGUGGUCACACCCCUCCAGGAGGGAGCGUGUAUAGAUAGCAGGGGUUCAUCUAUCAGCUCUUGGCUGAGUGAGGUUAGUGUCUGCACCUUGGAAAGUGAAGGGGCUCAUUCAUCGGACGUCUUCCUUCCACAGGCCAAACACAUGGGGCCAGAGGCCGCCUUUUACUUUGAUUCCCUGGAUAUGUUUCAUUGUGUCUCUUCUCCUAGAGAUCCCAAGAACUCCCUCAAUGACAGUGGGUUUAGUUUUUCAGAACAUGAUAGCGAUAGUGCUGCCUCAAGCAAACUAUCUUUGACAAAAUGCCCCCCAUCUCCGGAAUCAGCCAAAGGCUCCCUCGGAUACACAUCUAAAAUAACUAAAGCUCACUCGCUUAGCUCGUCCCAACUUCCCCAGGGCCCCUCCAUAGUCCACUCUAGUCUUCCCAGGAAGAUUAAACCUACCUCAUCCAUCUCUCAUAGUAGUAGCAGCAGAGAGCCACCAAGGCAAGAGGCUAAGCAGGAGGAUCCUUGGCAGCGCGUUGACAAUCACUCAGAUCCUCUUCCCGACUCCAGCAGCACCAGCAAAUUUCUCCGAAAUCCCCCCAGUGGUAUCCCCACCAGCAAGACAACACACAACAGCAACACUGUACCUCGCCCACCCAAGGUGCAGGGGCCUACCUCGUCCCAGAGGGUGGUCGAUGGCUGUGAGAAGUCAGCCAGCAAGAAUCUACCCAGCAAAAUGCCUCAGCUGAGACGAGGUGCCACCACCUUGGGAACAGUGCCCGUGAUUCAUUCUUCCGCAGACUACAAGGGAUCUCAAGAUAUUAUUGCAUCGACCACAAGCCUUAAAUACUCCUCCCUGGGGAAAAACAACAAGGCCAUUUCACAGAAAGCGAGCAAUCUCCCUAAACCUGGUUGCAUCUCACCUCCCCCUCCUCCAGUGAGAAAGUCUAGUCUUGACCACAAGACUAAGAUCCUGCUGCCCCAAAGUGCCUUAAAGUCAGCAUAUGGGGAAGCAGGACGGGCUUCUGGAGCAAGGACAGCUGUAUCAGAGGAUGAGCUUGAGGUACGCCACAGAGCAGACUCUACCAGUUUCAAAACCUCCAGUCUCAACAUAGCCAAAGUUACCUCCAGCCUGAAGGCCAGAGGGCCUAGAGGAGCGGCUGGGCAGCAUUAUGGCAGUCAAAUGUCCCUGGAAAGAUGUGAAAGCCUGUCCUUAUCUGGUUCCAGACCGACGCUUAGUAGGGAGAAUAGUGGGACAAGCCUGGGGAGCGGCAGUAGCAAAUCCAGCAGAUCCAUUCCUAGAUUUGGAAUUCCUAAUUCAUCCAGCUCUCCAAUAGCUACCUGCCCAUCAUCGCCAAGUGGAGGAAGUAUUAGCAAAACAGGUCAGGUUAAAGCUUCUGUGAAUCCCAGGUCAUUAGGAACCCUUAAUAGUAGUAAGGCACGCUCACUGUCAGUCAACAGCUCCAAGGGCCUUAGCUCCUCCACCAAAUCUUUGGCCGCCCCUGUGACCAGAAAUACCAAUGCUAACCUCCCUCCAUCAGGACGGACAUCAGCUCCUCGAACCAACACUGCUACUGUCAGCACUAAGCCUGGGAGAGGAACUAUCAUGGGCACAAAGCAGGCCAUGAGAGCUGCCAACAGCCGUGUGAGCGAACUCGCAACAGGCAACAUAUCAGGCAAACACAUAAGAGGAGCAGGAGAUUCAGACAGCGGGAAUGACAGCGGUGUGAAUGUGAAUGAGGACAAAUCCCCGAUAGCCAUCCUGCCCUCCCCAUACAGCAAAAUCACAGCACCCAGGCGGCCUCAACGCUACAGCAGCGGCCAUGGCAGCGACAACAGUAGUGUGUUGAGCGGGGAGCUGCCUCCGGCUAUGGGCCGCACAGCUCUGUUCUACCACAGUGGUGGCAGCAGCGGAUAUGAGAGCAUGAUCCGUGACAGCGAGGCCACAGGGAGCGCUUCCUCUGCCCACGACUCCAUGAGCGAGAGUGGCGUGUCGUCUUCAGGCAGAACAAGGAGCUCCAAGUUUCCCAAGAAGAGAGCAAAUGGCUUCCAGAGAAGACGACUUAUCCCGGCAACCCUGCCAGAAACCAAUUCCCUGGGGAAGAAGGUGGCCACAGCCGGGCAGUGGGUGGACUUGCCCCCUAUGUCGGGACCUCUGAAGGAGCCUUUUGAGAUCAAGGUGUAUGAGAUCGAUGAUGUGGAGCGGCUACAGAGGCGGCGUCAGGAGGAAACUGCAGAGCAACCAUUCCAGGAUGUUGACAAGGGCCUGCUGUAUUUUAACAAUAAGCUGAAAAUGUUAGAGAGAAGGCAACAGCAAGUGAGAGAACUGAGGGCAAAGUAUGAGGUGUUAAUGGAGGAGCUAGAAGACACCAAGGCCCGACUGAUGAUGGACCCCAGCAAGUGGAUGGGAGAGUUUGACGUGGACCAGGCUUUGGAUAAAGAGUCUCCGGAGUACCAUGAGGCCUUGGCACAGGCCACAGAGGAGCUGGAGUUCUGUGUCAAUCUAUGCAAGUCCCGUGUCAUGAUGGUGACCUGCUUUGACAUCAGCAUGCCAAAAACUGGUGCUCAGGAUGGACUGCGUGAAGUCGAAGUGUGAGGACAAAAGAAAGUCGAGCUGGAGAAAUGAGGAAGUGAGAAAACAAAGGAUGGUAAAAUGUAGCAGUCAGUGAUUAGAUAUCACUGGAAUGAAGAACAACAAGUGACAGAGAUGAGAUGAGAGUGGAUCUUCGCAUUAACAGAGGAAAUCUUAAACACCUAGCUACAGUGCCUCGUUGCCUAAAGACAUAUUUAAAUGGCAGAGAUAUCAAACGUGAGCACAAAUGCUGUUGCUUGUAUUGCAAGGCAGUGGCCAUCACUUACUCAAGAGUCAAUGAACAACACCUGGAAGUGCCUUUUGUAUUGUUUUGUUUUUGAGUUAUUCUUUUUCAUAUGGUGCAGGUAUCCUUAAGCAUACCUGAGCUAACCCUGAACAUAUUGCUUUUAAGAAAAAUAUUUUAUAUUGCAUUGUAUAGUGUAUUUAUAUGAUUAUGUGGUGUGUACAAAUAUCCUUUUAAGGGAAAAAUAAAGAGGAAAAAAGAAAAAGCAAUAAGCUAAUGUUAUUGCGCUCCCAGACUUUGCCUUUUCUCUUGUUUCAAACCUCAGUCAGCAUUUUAUUCAUGUUUAUUCAGCCUCUUGCGCCUUAUGUUAACUCUCUGGUUCUGUAGUUUUUUAGAUUUUCAUACUGGACUACGUUUUCUCAUCAAGGACUGCAUUUGCUGUUGUCGCUCAUAGCCUGCCAGCUGGCCUGUGAAAGCUAGCAGGGUUGAGUGAAUGUUUUCCCUCCAGUUGCCUUGAUCAAAAUGGGUCUCAGUGGAUGUACUAAGGUAGAACAGCAGUUAUAUUGGGGAGCUGGAAGGCUUAUAAAAGCUGUGCUUGCCUGUGUUUAUCUCACUGAAAAUGAGACAUUACGCCAAAACAUAUCAAUCAGAGGGCCACUGUAAUGGAUAGGGAGGUAUUAUUCUUGAUUCAGCCAUUCUCUCUGGUGCCUCAAUGCAACAUGUGGUCAAGCAACCCUUGGAGACCUUCCCUACACCAGCCUACGAGCAGGAGGAUAGCAUGAUGAAUGGGUACACUGAUAGCAGUGAACCCAAUUUCUCUCUAAAUAGGCUUGGGGUGGGUGAUAUCUAUACACUGUAAAACAAAGCAGCACACAUGAGACAGCACAAGUCUACUGGCCUAUUAUACAAUACUUUUUCAAGCGCUACCAAGCCUCGGCUCUAUGCAUUCCAAUACAUUUACUGCAACUACUGUAAGAACCUCAAUGCUGACUUAAGUGCAGCAACACAUUUUGGCAUCUUUUAUCCCUAGUUAUUUUUCUUAUUUUAAAUAGUACAAUUAACUAGGUUGAUGCAGUUUCUCAAGAACUUUUUGUUUACCAUGAGUUGAUGCAGUGAAUAAGAGCAAAUGAUCGGGACAUUUUGUUUAGAAAAUCAAUCAUGAUAUCAGCUCUUUGUAGCUGCCAGAAUGUGUUUGUAAUGAUUCAAACGGCUGACGCAAAGAAAACAAAGAUGAUCGGUGAAAAUGAUUGUUGUGAAAAACAAACUGGCUUUGUUGAAUUUUGGUAUGUUUGAUUUCUAUAUUUCUGUUGCAAAUAUAACUUUGUUUUCUUUCUUUAAAAAAUAUGUACUCUCUCAGGCCCUUUCUGAAGAUGCUGCAUGAGAUUUUUUUAUCAUUUUUAAGAAUGAUUUCUACUCCAUUUUUUACCAUUCUAAUUUUUUACAAUAACUUCAAUUUUCACUAAUGUGGGGUAAGACUCAUAAACUAAAAAAAUAUAACCAAACCAAGACCUUUUUUUCCAAGAAAUUAUUAUAUGUGGGGUCAUAUUUCAUAUCAAAACUCAUAUUUUCGAAUAUCUUUCUUUUUGUAUAGGAUUUUCCAACCCUGUGUAUAAAUGUAUGAUAUGGCAGCUUGUGUUUUACUUUUACAGUUCCUGUGAAUAAAAUGUUUCUUCUUACUGAC